Molecule: messenger RNA, 2180 nt
Organism: Ochotona curzoniae (black-lipped pika)
Lineage: Eukaryota; Metazoa; Chordata; Mammalia; Lagomorpha; Ochotonidae
Gene: KATNA1
Product: katanin catalytic subunit A1
Exons: 11
Coding region: 550-2025 (491 amino acids)
Biological process (GO): microtubule severing
Cellular component (GO): microtubule cytoskeleton
Molecular function (GO): ATP binding; microtubule severing ATPase activity; ATP hydrolysis activity
Source: RefSeq, a predicted model, not a curated record
UCGGUCCUGGCCGUUGUCGCUGAGCCUUGCGGCUCGGGUGACACUUCCCGCACCUGGGCAGUGCUGGUCGGGGGCUGCUGUCCUUCCUGCCUCUUCCGCAGGCGGGGGUCGCUGGAGAAGUCGCCGGCUGACUUGCGUGUUUCAUCUCCCGACUGUGUCCACUCCCUGCGCUCACCGCCGAUAGCCCCCCUCAGUUAAGUAGGUGUGAAGGUGUUGCGGAUGACAGUUUUGGGUUAAACCUAGAGCCCGGGGAAGAUUUACUGGCCCUUUGUUGUUCAAGUGGUGAGUGGUCCGUUUUAGAACUUGUACGCCUUGAAACAUCUGUUUGCUGUGAUACCUGUUUGCUGCGGGUCCUGGAGAGCCUUGCACGAUCUCAAGCCCAUAUUUAAUCCAAAAUGGUGUCCUCCUGUGACAGCCACGGGCCACUUUGAUAUCAGUUACCGACUAACGAUGCAGUGAUGCACCCUUCUCUCUUGAAAGCGCUAAUUUUUGUCUUCUUUGAAGUCAGAGUUGAGUCACUACUUAAAACAUUUCAGCCUACAGUUGAGCAUGAGUCUUCUUAUGAUUAGUGAGAAUGUAAAAUUGGCUCGUGAAUAUGCGUUGCUGGGAAACUAUGACUCUGCCAUGGUCUAUUAUCAGGGAGUUCUUGACCAAAUGAACAAGUAUCUGUACUCAGUCAAAGAUGCUUACCUCCAGCAGAAAUGGCAACAGGUGUGGCAGGAAAUCAAUGUGGAGGCAAAGCAUGUGAAGGAGAUCAUGAAAACCCUAGAGAGUUUUAAACUGGACAGCACGCCCUUGAAAGCAGCACAGCAUGAGCUUCCAGCUUCCGAGGGAGAAGUCUGGUCCUUACCCGUACCUGUCGAACGAAGACCGUCACCAGGACCUAGGAAACGCCAGUCUCCUCAGUACAGCGAGCCCAAACCACAUGGUAACCGGCCAAGCACAGCUGUCAGAAUCCACCGUCCACCUGCACAGAAUCUGCACAGUGACAAAGGGAAAGCUGUGCGUAGUCGUGAAAAGAAAGAACAGAAUAAAGCAAGAGAGGAAAAGAACAAAUCACCUGCAGCAGUUACAGAGCCAGAGACAAGUAGAUUUGAUAGUACCGGAUACGACAAGGACUUAGUGGAAGCUCUGGAACGAGACAUAAUUUCUCAGAAUCCCAAUGUCCGAUGGGAUGAUAUUGCUGACUUAGUAGAAGCUAAGAAGUUGCUUAAGGAAGCUGUGGUCUUACCAAUGUGGAUGCCAGAAUUUUUUAAGGGCAUUAGGAGACCGUGGAAGGGAGUACUGAUGGUUGGGCCACCUGGCACAGGGAAGACCCUCCUUGCUAAAGCAGUAGCUACAGAAUGCAAGACAACGUUCUUCAAUGUCUCUUCAUCAACUCUGACUUCCAAGUACCGAGGCGAGUCAGAGAAGCUUGUCCGUCUGCUGUUUGAAAUGGCUCGAUUUUAUUCUCCAGCCACCAUAUUUAUUGACGAGAUAGAUUCCAUUUGUAGUCGCAGGGGGACUUCCGAAGAGCACGAAGCCAGCAGAAGGGUGAAGGCAGAGCUCCUGGUGCAGAUGGAUGGUGUUGGAGGUGCUUCUGAAAAUGAUGAUCCUUCCAAAAUGGUAAUGGUUUUGGCAGCCACUAACUUUCCCUGGGAUAUAGAUGAGGCUUUACGGCGACGUCUUGAGAAGCGCAUCUAUAUUCCAUUACCAUCAGCCAAGGGCCGGGAGGAGCUGUUACGGAUCAGUCUGCGUGAGCUGGAGCUGGCCGAUGACGUGGACCUCGCAAGCAUCGCGGAAAACAUGGAGGGCUACUCAGGGGCGGACAUCACCAACGUGUGCAGGGAUGCAUCCUUGAUGGCAAUGAGAAGGCGAAUUGAAGGUCUGACCCCCGAAGAAAUCCGAAAUCUCUCAAGAGAAGAAAUGCACAUGCCUACGACAAUGGAAGACUUUGAGAUGGCUUUAAAGAAGGUUUCCAAGUCGGUAUCUGCUGCAGACAUUGAGAGAUACGAGAAGUGGAUAUUUGAAUUUGGAUCAUGUUAAAUUCUCACAUGUAAAUUGUAAGAAAUUUGCCUUAAGUCUUUGAAAAAUAAGUAAAUGUAGUAUUUCACUAAGUGCUAUAUUUUUUUAAUGUUCUUAAUGGUAAGAUUUAAAGAAAAAGAACAUGAUUCUAAAUAAAGGCAAUUUUUUAAGCUGAA